This is a messenger RNA of Colletotrichum higginsianum IMI 349063, 975 nucleotides long. RefSeq names its product Mitochondrial phosphate carrier protein. The transcript is spliced from 3 exons. Gene Ontology annotation, biological process: mitochondrial phosphate ion transmembrane transport. NCBI's taxonomy places the organism in Eukaryota, Fungi, Ascomycota, Sordariomycetes, Glomerellales, Glomerellaceae. Gene Ontology annotation, molecular function: phosphate transmembrane transporter activity. Gene Ontology annotation, cellular component: mitochondrial inner membrane. The coding region runs from base 1 to 975 and encodes 324 amino acids. The record is from RefSeq and is a predicted model, not a curated record.
AUGGCUUCCUCUGUGCCCUCCACCGGCUCGACCAAGGUCGACGCCGUCGUCGAGAAGGCUGCUGCCAACGCCCCCGGCCAGCUUUCCGGCCUCGCCCUCUACUCCAGAUUCGCCCUUGCCGGUGCUGUCUGCUGCUCCGUCACCCACGGUGCUCUGACUCCCGUCGAUGUCGUCAAGACGAGGAUCCAGCUCGACCCCGCCACCUACAACCGCGGUAUGAUCGGUGGUUUCCGCCAGGUCAUCCAGUCUGAGGGUGCCGGCGCUCUGCUCACCGGUUUCGGCCCUACCGCCGCCGGUUACUUCCUCCAGGGCUCCCUGAAGUUCGGAGGAUACGAGUUCUUCAAGCAGCAGUCCAUCAACCUGAUUGGCUACGAGAACGCCGUCAACAACCGCACUGCCGUCUACCUCGCCUCCUCCGCGGCCGCCGAGUUCUUCGCCGACAUUGCCCUGUGCCCCCUCGAGGCCACCCGUAUCCGUCUCGUCUCGGAGCCCACCUACGCCUCCGGUCUCAUCUCCGGCUUCAGCAAGAUGCUCAAGAACGAGGGUAUCGGCGCUUUCUACGCCGGAUUCGGACCCAUUCUUUUCAAGCAGAUCCCCUACACCAUGUCCAAGUUCGUCGUCUUCGAGAAGGUCUCGGAGGCCAUCUUCCGCAAGUACCCCAAGAACACCCUCUCCGACGGUGCCCAGACUGCUGUCAACCUCGGCUCUGGUCUCAUUGCCGGUUUCGCCGCCGCCAUCGUCUCCCAGCCCGCCGACACCAUGCUCUCCAAGAUCAACAAGACCCAGGGUCUCCCCGGUGAAGGCACCACCUCCCGCCUCAUCAAGAUCGCCAAGGAGCUCGGCAUCCGUGGCUCCUACACCGGUAUCGGUGCCCGUCUCUUCAUGGUCGGUACCCUCACUGCCGGUCAGUUCGCCAUCUACGGCGACCUCAAGAAGGCCCUCGGUGCCACCGGCGGUGUCGAGAUCUCCAAAUAA